CCGAUUCAAUCCCCUUGAAACCAUAAUUUUCCAUUGCGCCGGUCAAUCUAUCAACCGCCUUCAAUUGUGAGCCGCGCACCGUGGUGACUACGCUGAGAAUAACUGUCUACUCGAUCACAGUGGUGUACGCGUGCUGAAGUUUCCGCGCGUCUGCGUUCAGACCGCGACCGGCUUGAGCCAUGUCGCAAUUGCAGGAGGAUCCAGCCACUGUUCUCGAGCAGUUCGUGCACGAUGUGGCUAAUCUGCCCGCAGAGAUCAACCAUUUGAUGGAGGAGAUUCAGGCCAAAGACAAGACCAUUCAAGAAUGUCGAACGACGAUCAAUUCGCGUGACAGCAGCCUUCAGAAAUUCAUCAAACUCAACGGUAGCCUGACCCCCAACCCGAAGGAAGAGCAAUACAGCAAGACGAUCCUCCAGAACCUCGACAAGUCUCAACUCCUGCAGGAUGAGAAGAUUCAACUCAGCGAGAAAGCGUGCGUCCUCCUGGACCGCCAGAUCAAACGCCUGGACAUUGCGAUCCAUAAAUUGCAAAGCAAUGGCAUGCUCUCGAAUGACCCUCCGCUCCCCUCCCUAUUCAACAACAAAGACCAGUACCGCGACCCCCCGCGAAUCUUCUUCCCGGACUCAACCGUCGACGCCGCAGCCGCCUCUUCCUCCCCGACCGCCGCAGCACACGCCAACGGCGGCGGCGGCUCCUCCUCCGCCUCGGGCGGCGCCGCGAACCUCAUCCUAGGCGCAACCCAGCGCCUCAACCAGACCUUCGGCCGCAACGCCGCCGCCGCUGCCGUGCUGAGCUCCCCGUCCGCAGUUCGCUCCUCCGCACCCGCCACCCCAUCCGGCACAGCGCACUUCCAGCAACGACACCAGCGCGAAUCCUCCGCCGGCGCCGUGGAGAACAAGCGGCGCCGUUUGAACGCCUCCCUCGGUACCCUUCCCGCCGCUUCCUCCAACCUUCGGCAGUCCUCACUGGGCCCCGGUACCCCCAAGGGCGGUGGCACACCCGCCUCCAGCCGUGCCGGCAGCGCCGGGCCCCGCAGCUCCUCCUCGACUACCAAAAAGGCCCUCACCAAGAAGGUGGCGCCGCACCAGCAGCUCAAGAAACUCAAGGCCGGAGGCGGCUCUGCCGGUGGCGGUCCGAAUGGGAAACACGCCAAGCGCUCUUCCAGUGCCAGCGGCCGUCUCAAACUCUCGAAGAAAUCUUCCCCGUCAGCGGCGCCCGGUGGCGGCGGCGGGGGCAAUGGCGAUGAAGAAGACGAGGAUGACUCCCUGCUUAGCAGCGCCGAUAUGUCGGACUCGGAGCAUACUGACGCCCGUGGCGGUGCCGGCGGGAUGGGCGGUGCCGGCGGGGAUGACGAUGUGGAUGACGAGGAGGAGGAUGAGGGCAACGAGGAUACCAAGGUUUAUUGUACGUGCCGUAGCGUCAGCCAUGGGGAUAUGGUGGCGUGCGACAACGAAGAUUGCGAGUUUGAGUGGUUCCAUUGGAAGUGUGUCGGUUUGACGAGGGAGCCGGUCGGCAAGUGGUAUUGUCCGCAGUGUUCGGCCAAGUUGGGGGCGUGAUCUUUGUGUUUUUCGAGUGCGCGUGUGUCUUCGCACUGUAUAUGUUGUAUCUAUACCCUUUUCAUGUUCUGACUCGGUUUAGCCCCCUUUUGACAUACUGUUUGUUUCUCUCCCUUUGCUCGGGUUGCGGCCAUGACUAGUGCCGUUAGUCUUCCUUGGGAUACACAUUUACGACUUAAGUUGAUAUAUCCAGACGUACCACGUGAUAAGAACAAGAGUCCAACAUGC
This is a messenger RNA of Aspergillus saccharolyticus JOP 1030-1, 1784 nucleotides long. Its product is annotated as putative PHD finger domain protein. The coding region runs from base 180 to 1556 and encodes 458 amino acids. Gene Ontology annotation, cellular component: Rpd3L-Expanded complex; Rpd3L complex; nucleus. The transcript has a single exon. The record is from RefSeq and is a predicted model, not a curated record. Lineage: Eukaryota; Fungi; Ascomycota; Eurotiomycetes; Eurotiales; Aspergillaceae. Gene Ontology annotation, biological process: regulation of DNA-templated transcription.